AUGCAUAUGUUCCACAUGUCAGUGGCACCUUCGCGCCGCGCACAACCCUUGGCUGGUGCUCUCGUCGGGCUCUUACAUUUGGGAGCCGCAUCGCGGAUCGCAGUGACUGAGUUCAUAGAUACAAGCGGCGAUCUUCGUAGUGACUCCACACAUCUGACCGGACGAGGAUCCAUCGUCGAGCUCGGCCUCAGCGGGGACCAGGAGGACAUGUACAAUGGCGUGGACGUCGCAUGUUAUUGCAAAGCCGUUCACGGUAUCCAUGAGUGCACUGACAACAAGCACCGGGCGCAUCCAGAGAAGCCAAGCGGGCCGCGCUAUUUCCACCCUAACGUACACACGAAAGAUGGCAACAUCGAGAAUUUAUGUUGCAAGCUCGAUUGGACGUCUUUCCUCAGCUGGACUGGGUGGGAUUACGAGCGGCAAGACAAUAUCACGCGCUGCAUGGGUGAAUCCCGUCCAGUUCCAUCAAGCUCUUGUUGCCGGCUGAGGGACGAGCACGGUUCGUUCGGCGUCCGCAUCAACAGGGCCACAUCGGAAAGCGCGUAUAGUAAGCAAUGGCAUUCUGAGGAUAGGUUCUGGAAGUCACCGCCACAAUUCAGCCUCGAAGACAUCACAGGAGGGCAAGACUACACUGGCAAGGAGAUGGCGGCCGAAGAAGUCCGAGAGUUUGUUGAUGUGCAGCUCACGGAUGGAGGCCGCUUCGACGGCAAACUUCGAUGCGGUGGAGCAAAGGGCUCGUUCGAGGAGCUCCUCAAGGACACCAGCACGUGCCACCUGCGCCAGGGCCCCUCGGAGCAGUGCUGCUGCCACGUGGCGUCCGUGGUUGAGGCCACCCGGUGCUUGCCCACGGAGGGCGCAGCGACCGAGGAGGAAGCGCAUACAGUGGUGCUGGAUUCGAAGCUCAACACGUGGACAUCGCACGGCCGCGUGGAGGGCAAGCUCGUCGACGCUGCGGGUCCAAACGUGGAUGAUGGCAUGCAGUACUCCAUCACAGGCAUGGCCGACCCUUUGAUGGAGGACAUGCCAGAUACGCAGGCCGACGAGACCAAGAUGUUGUGGGAUUGGGCCAAGGCUACCCAGCAAUGGAACAAGACGUGUCUGGAGACUGUCCAAGUUCCGUAUGUGGCCUCGAAGAGGACGAGCAAGAGGGUCAGAAAUGGACAGACGUGCAGGCAGAUGGGAAGAGUUAGACAUUGCACUCCGAGAUACAAGACCGUGUACACAACACAUCAUUAUCAACAGUACAAAACAGGAUGUGCUAAGUGGCAGUGGGAUCGGAAGUGUGCCGCGGGGGCAGGUCUCUACGUCAAGCAAAUCAACCCAGGCCAGUGCGUGAAAGAGCCAGAGCAUGCUGGGGAGACAGAUCUUGCCCUGACCGAGAUCGGGCCGCUCCUGUUCAUGUGCCCUGACGAUUAUUCGAGCGGCAAUGGCGGGACGGAGAAAUUUCACCCGAAGUGCCAGUGCCGUUCCCAAUGCGCCUAG
Prorocentrum cordatum is the source of this 1482-nucleotide messenger RNA. The record is from the annotation of a GenBank genome assembly. Lineage: Eukaryota; Dinophyceae; Prorocentrales; Prorocentraceae.